AUGUCGUCUCAAGAAUCAAUAACCGAGACCAAAUCCUCAACCACAGCAACAAAAUUCCUACCCGAUAACAACUCGACCAAAUCUACGCUCGAAUCCAUACGCAAGAAUUCCCCAGCUUUAGACUCUCCUGAUCGACUUCGCGAGAGCCUUCGUAUUGUCCAACGCGCCGACGCCUAUUCUGCCAAUCAAGGAAAAACCAUACUCUAUUAUAUGGUCAAUCCAAAUGAACUUCGUGAACAUCAUAAAGUGUGGCACUAUUUCUACCUGUGCGUCUUAAUCACCGCGGCUUUCGCAGCUAUUUUUAUCGGUCCGGUCAUAUUCGGUAUGUUGGCCAUGUUUGCUGGAAUUGGCGCGCCGAUUGCGCUGUCGUUUCUUGGCAGCGGUAUUGGACUACUUUCGGGUAUCGGUUUUGGUGUAUUAUUGGCCGUUGUUUGUAUCGUUGCCUUGGUAAGAGCUGUUGGCAUAGCUGCCGAGUGGAUUUUGAACACAUUGUGGUAUGGCGGAAGCGAUUUGUGGGAGAUUACUAAGGCGCAGAUGAAGUAUAUCAUUUCGUCUGAGGAUGAAUAA
This is a messenger RNA of Paraglomus brasilianum, 567 nucleotides long. The record is from the annotation of a GenBank genome assembly. NCBI's taxonomy places the organism in Eukaryota, Fungi, Glomeromycota, Glomeromycetes, Paraglomerales, Paraglomeraceae.